Messenger RNA from Nicrophorus vespilloides, 2301 nucleotides. RefSeq lists its product as uncharacterized. The record is from RefSeq and is a predicted model, not a curated record. Lineage: Eukaryota; Metazoa; Arthropoda; Insecta; Coleoptera; Silphidae. The coding region runs from base 193 to 1818 and encodes 541 amino acids. Gene Ontology annotation, cellular component: extracellular region. Gene Ontology annotation, molecular function: chitin binding. The transcript has 3 exons.
CCGGUGACCUCCGUAGUCGCGCGGCGAACGUCGAGGAUCAGUCAGCAUCCACCAACGAAACCGAUCGCACUCUUGACUUGGCGCACCGGAGUUUCGCUCUACUUGCACACCUCGACAACGAAAUUUGCACAUACACAGCAACCUUAACAAAUUCUGAAGACGACGACAAGGAGGCAAUAAGAAGAAAGGGCGAUGGGAGGCCGUGAUCGGUUCUCCGUGACACUCUGGGUGAUGUGGUGCGCCCUUUACGUUUCUGCAGAACCUCAGUUUCAGAAGAGGCAGUUCUCGUGCGAGGGUCGAGCGGCUGGAUAUUAUGCGGACGUCGAGUCAGGGUGUCAGAUUUACCACAUGUGCGACGGCCUUGGAAGACAAUUCAGCUACACGUGUCCAAAUACGACGCUCUUCCAGCAGAGGAUGCUCAUCUGCGACCAUUGGUACAUGGUGAACUGCAGCAAAUCUGAAGUGGAUUACAGCGCGAAUCUUCUGAUCGGACAGAAAGGAAAACCGUUCGUGGAGGACGACGAGGAGAAUCCGUACCAUAGAACGCCGAGGCCCGAUCUGUUAGCAAAUCCGAGCUCCGACGAGUACAACAUCAUCUACAGGAUUGGAAGGGCGCAGCAGGGCACCAACAAGAAUCUCGUUGGCGUUGAUUCCCGUAACAAGGACGAUUCCGGUGAACCGGCCUACUUUCUGCCCAGCCACUGGAGCACCGAGUACACCAAAAGCACCACCGAAAAGACGAAAGCAGCAGCAGCAAAGAAGGAACCCAAAGUUAACUUUAAAUCGAAUUACAAAGCGACGACUCCCGUCUAUCCGAAGAUCGCUCCAACACGUGAAGCUUUAAACGAAUAUGAACAAUCGCUUCCUAAGAACGAAGAAACGCACGUCAAUUUUAAAUCGAAUUACAAAGCGACGACUCCCGUUUAUCCGAAGAUCGCUCCGACACGUGAACCUUUAAUCGAUGAUGAACAAUCGCUUCCGAAGAACGAAGAAACCCACGUCAAUUUCAAGUCUAAUUUUAAGGCAACGACUCCGGUUUACCCGAAGAUCGCUCCAACCAAACAACCUUUGAUUGGCAAUGAUCAACAAUUUGCUCGGAACGAUGAAGAAACGCACGUCAACUUUAAAUCGAAUUACAAAGCCACGACUCCCGUCUAUCCGAAGAUCGCUCCGACCGUAGAACCUCUGUCUUUCUCCGAAAACGAACAGAAUCCUCUUCGCACAAUUCUGACUGCUCCCAAGCGAGUCAACUUUAAAUCGAACUUCAAAGCGACAACUCCCGUCUAUCCGACUUCCGUGGAACCGGAAGAACCUUUGGCCGAAGAGGAAGUGGAACAAGAAUCGGAUGGUCCUUACGGUCUCAGCUCGAUAGUGGAACCGCCGAAAGGACCAGAAGCGCCGCGCCGAAAUCGUGUGGUCUUCGAAAGUACGCACAAAGCGACGACUCCGGUCUACCCGAAAUUCGUGCCGAGCGAAGAACCGCUGGCGAUAGAGGAGGCGGCGAUCGAUCCGAAUCAACCGGGCAUCAGCACAGUGAUUCAACCGCCGAAAUCGUACAGCGAGAACGUCAGAAACACGAUCAUCCAGAAACCCUCAAUCUAUUACGAACCGCCCGCAGCGAAAGAAUCGCCGGCAAUUCGCACAAGAGUGAGCGCGGACAAGAGUCUGGCGGAGUUGCGAAGAUUCUUCUUGAUCCCGGAUUACGUCUUCCCAUUGGACGCAUCCGCCGUCCGACCAAAUUACAACGAAGGCCCCAGCUCCUUCCAGGUGAAUCCCUUCGCUCAGGGCAUCAUGCAGAGGGAUCACGCGUACGCCUAAAUCAUCCACACCUUAAUCAUCGUCAUCAUCUUACAUUACCUCCUCUGAGUGCGUUCAACAUUUAAUUUGAUUGGCGCGAAACGACGCCCCGAUCUUGUUAAGUGAUGAUGAAUCGAUCGCGACGCAGCUUCAAAAUAAACUGCGUAACCAUGGUAAUGACAUAUCUGUUUAAAUAUCAAGCGCAAUUGCCAUGGUUAUCUAUCAUAGUAAAUAGGAUAUGCGAUAGGCGCAAUCGUUAGUCACUCACUCACUCACUCGAUCUUCUACACUCAUUACUCAAAUAUUGGAGCUAUUUUCUGCAGUUGCAAUCGAGCUGCGUUGCGAGAGAUCCGGUAGAUCGGCAGAUGGCUCACCACCGCCUACUGCUGCUGCUGCUGUUACAAUUUAAGUUUAAGGAAUGCGUGCGUGUGUUAUGUAAUAAUUAGCAAUUACGAAUACAUUAUGUCUUAUUUAUUUAUCGAAUAAAUAUAUUUAUAGUAUGGC